This is a messenger RNA of Dicrocoelium dendriticum, 2745 nucleotides long. The record is from the annotation of a GenBank genome assembly. NCBI's taxonomy places the organism in Eukaryota, Metazoa, Platyhelminthes, Trematoda, Plagiorchiida, Dicrocoeliidae.
CGUCAUUUCUUAACACGUUUGGCUACGGUUUUUUAACAGGCCAUCGUGGCCUGUUCGUUUAAGCGGUUACGCAUCCUGGAAACGGGCGGCCUGCGCAAAUUCUGUCGUUAUGCAUCGGGAGGGUUCUGCCGUAGCUUCUAACGGUUUUCGUGAUCGCGAUUCUCCACGAGGGAGAAAAUACAGUCGCUCGCGUUCUCGUUCAAGGUCCUAUUCUCAUCGGUAUCGAAGCCGUAGCGACAGCCGGGAUUAUGGACGCCGUAGUCCUGGUUACGGAUAUCGCAGCGCGAAUCGUCGGCGUUACUUGGGCUCACGGGAGAAUGCUAAGCCUUCUCGAUGUCUCGGUGUUUUCGGACUAUCUCUGCACACGCAGGAGCGUGAUUUGUACGAUAUUUUCUCUCGCUACGGCCCAAUCGAUGAUGUUCAGUUAGUUUACGACAACUAUACGGGUCGUUCACGAGGUUUCGGCUUUGUGUAUUUCAAUCAUGUAUCAGACGCCAAAGCCGCAAAAGCGGAUGCGCACGGAAUGGAAGUGGAUGGGCGCCCGAUUCGAUGCGACUUCAGUAUCACUGAUAGGCCACAUUCACCUACGCCGGGUAUCUACAUGGGACGCCCCACAAGACGGGCUGGUCCACGAAGACGUAGUAUUUCUCGUGGUCGUUAUUCUCGCUCAAGAUCCCGCUCCCGCAGUUAUGAUCGUAAGUGAGCUCACGAACAACGCUUAAGGUCAACUCCCCACGUUCUUUAUGUCACAUUCAGCCGAAGACAAAUCGUUUGUGUCAAAUGCAUUUUCCACUUAGUUUUCGCCUGCCUAACCAAUAUGUUGCAUUGUUACCACCAUCUUCCCGCUGUAUGUACAAAUAAAGCACUGUUCCGCGAAUGUCGUAAUAGUUUUCGUCUUUCUUUUUACAGUCUUGAGAAUGUCGGUCGAAUAAGUGAACAUAGAAUGCGUCUUCUAAGAACUUCAUAAACAGAAGAUUUUUUUCAUCGGAUGAGAAGUGAAUUAGUGGCCAACAACCGAUCAGUGUACGAUGUGUACGAAGAGAACAAAGUACAAAUAGGACCGAAGCUUAAUCCGAAAUGAAUGGCACCAACCAGACUGUGAACGAGAAACUCUUGAAAACGGUUGAAUUGGUUGUGGGCCUAAUGAGAAGACCAUUUACCAGAAGCUGAAUGGGCAUGCAACUCAAUUGGUAUUCUCGCGUUAAAAGUUUCCAUGAAUGGGACUGAGGUUCGAAGUCACAGUCUUCGUCGCCAAUGCCGAGAAAUGUGCCCAAUUCUCGAGGUAUGGUCAUUGAACUUCGAAUAGGGACGAGCUGCUAAGUGAUCCAUGCAACUUCGACCAUCAAAACAGUCCCAUUUACGAUUUCUGCGCAUCCAGCGUUCAUUAACGGUGACUUGGCUGCUCAUAUUGAGAUCCCUUUAUUUUUGCAGAACACUGAAGUUGUGUUCGUAAGUUUCCUAUAAUAGGUGUGCUUGUGUUGACUGUUCAGCUUGUUUAUUUGAUACUCUGAAGUAGCGUCCUACUGUCCUCCGACUUUAGUUUUCCUGGUCCACAGCCAGGAAUCUAAAUUUAACAACGGUUAGUAGACUAAAAUUCUCCCACGAUUUUCGCUGAGGGCACGAAGACAUACUGGGUUCCGUUUUAAGGCCAUGCGCAAGAGUUAUUCUGCUUUGAAACGCGGUUGCCCGACCCACUUAUUUCUUCAUUAUGAAGCAGUUGAACUGUGUACCUCUUCACUGGUCUCGAAGAAAACUACGCCUGCAGUGAGGUCUUAGUACUGUUUCGUUUUCCCUAUUGUUCGUUCAACUAUACCCUUCCAUUUGUUUUCGUCUUGAAUCAAAGGAAGUGUUCGGAAAUUGGGCGCUGCCCGCCCGAAAGCGCGGUCCCGGUGCUGACAUCCACCGCGCUUCACUUCAAUGUGAAUCAUGGUUUACAUAGAAAUUGCGCGUACUUCAAAGUGAUCCUCCAAAAAGAAAGUGUUCGUUUGUUAUGUCCUAGGUUACUUCUUGACAUUUGCUUUGUCUCUAUCUCUUUUUACUUAUUCGAAAGUCUAUCCCAGGUUUGUUCAAGGUUAUAUUGAGCGCAUACGAAGACCCUUCAUAGUGCGCCUUGUGUGACACCUGUUCAUUCGGUCUAUAUCGGAGGACGAAGUCAUCCGAGGCUGAAAUGCAUUUUUAGCUUUCCAAGAUUUGGCAUUGCGAUCCAACGAUUUCAUUCUGAUUCAAAAUUACUUUGCGUCUGCCUCCAUUUAUCAGACUUCGUAUUUCUUCCUAUUUUUUGAACUAUUUCUACUACAUUGGUUUUUAUGAAUACAACUUUGUCAACGAUAUUAGUUACUGUAUGCAACAUGCACUCCGGUUCGCAUGCCUAUCAAGCAGUUAUCUGAUGUUGCUUUCUCUUCGUACUCUUGGAAUAUCCUUAUUGAGUAAGGUACUCUCAAUUUAUCUGCCUCGUGUACUACGCGAGUCGGAGCUUUCCUCCUUACAUGUAUCCUAAUCGGUUCCAUCAUACAACUGCUAAAGGUCCCUAUCCCCAUUUAUUGUAUACUGAAUUUUCAUUCACCAGAAAACAUCUGUGUAUAAUUAGUGAGGGUCUUCCGCAGUCAUUUUUGACCUUAUUGUUUGAAAGCGUUUCGCAUGCAGAUAUUGUUUUUCCUGCUAUUAAGUCUAAGGUAUGCGUUAAGCUACGAUUAUGCCUUAUUUAUGGAUUAUACGCCAUAGUUUCAUUAAAUCAACUCCUGUACC